AUGGACGGCGAUGAGCCUACACAAGCGACCCAAAAUGUCCUCGAUCCGCGACGCAUAGGGAAGCAGAACUCUGGCUUCUCCGACGAAGACGUUUCUGACAUCAUUUGCGUCCUGUACCCGCACUCCGAGUCGGCACGAGAAGAAGUCCAGAGACUAGCUAAAGAAGACUCUCCGUAUAUUAUUGGCAAGAACGAGGCGGAUGAUGUCGAGCCAGACUAUGAAUUGGAGGAUCAUGCGAGCCGGUUCGAGUCGCAUCCUGUCAGCCACGGGAACUACGCCAUCAUCUUGAGGCUUUCGUCUCCCGUCAAGAGCCCCUCUUCUGGAUUCGCUUUUGGCAGAAACAGUGCUAGGUGUGAUAUUGUUUUUGUCAACGAUCCCUUGCGCCGGAUUAGCAAUGUCCAUUUCCGCAUCUAUGUCAACGAGUAUGGAAGUGUCAUGAUUGAGGACCAAUCAACCAACGGCACUUUUGUCGAUAGACAACUCCUUACGCGUCACCCCAAGGACAAGUCGGCACCGGCAAACAAGUGGGUGCUGGGUUCUGGGAAUCUCAUCCGAAUUGUGUUGCAUAGCGAGACUCUGGAUUUGACUUUCCGUGUCAGGAUACCUCGUCGUGAUGACGAUUAUGACCGUGCAUACCUCAACAAGGUCAAUGAGUAUUUUAUCCACCAUGGCUUGCACCCGGCGAGCGGCGAAAUACCGGGUAUCAAUUCUAAUACCAAGACCAACCCUGGGCCCGUUGACCUCUUCAAAGCGCCUGGAGGGCCGCAGGCAAACAGGGUAGCAUUCGAGGCGAGUCCAUCUCCUCGCCUGUCUCCUAAGCGAAAGGACUCUCAUGGUGUAAUACGCAAUGAGUGGAAGGGCUCUGGGAAAUACAACCGCAUAGGCAUGAUUGGCAAGGGAGCUUUUGCAGUGGUGUAUAAGGUGACAUCAAAAUAUGACGGACUGCCCUAUGCCGCAAAGGAGCUUGAGAAGCGACGAUUUAUCAAAAAUGGUGUCCUUGAUCAAAAAGUUGAGAAUGAGAUGAAGAUUAUGCAGCGCGUGAAUCAUCCCAAUAUUGUGCGUUAUAUUGAGAAUUUUGAUUGGGAGGAUCGCUUAUUGAUUAUUAUCAUGGAGUACAUCCCUCACGGUGAUCUGGGCAAGACUAUUUCCGACUUGGGCGCAUUUACUGUGGAAACGACACAAACCAUGUCAAAGCAAUUGCUCAGUGCCUUGGGCUAUUUACACGCCAAUAAUAUUACCCAUCGGGAUGUUAAGCCAGACAAUAUUCUCAUCCAAUCCAUGGAUCCCCUGGUGGUUAAGCUCACCGACUUUGGAUUAUCUAAAAUGGUUGAUACGGCAGAAACAUUCUUACGCACGUUUUGCGGAACUCUCCUGUAUUGUGCACCCGAAGUGUACACAGAGUAUGCCGAGUAUGAUGACAAUGGAGUCCGAAGCCGAGGCAAGAAGAUGCGCCGUGUGCCUGGACAGAGAUAUAACCAUGCGGUGGACAUCUGGUCUCUUGGAGGUGUGCUGUUUUACUCACUGACCGGCGCACCACCUUACCCCGUCAAAUCUGGCAUCAGCUACUCAGAAUUACUGCACAAGAUUAUGACAACGAAUUUGGACACCUUGCCCCUCCAAAGAUUUGCCGUAUCUGGGGCCGGCAUUGACUUCAUUCAGCGAAUGCUUCAGAGGCGGCCCGAGAAUCGCUCAACUAUAAUCGAGCUUGAAAGCCAUCCCUGGCUUUGUGGCUUCGGCGCCACUGUACAGGCUUCCCAGUCUUAUGAUGAGAUCACGGAUGAUGAAGAGUAUCCGUCACAACUCGAACAACUAGUUGCGUAUGAUAAUGACAGAGUGAGCGACUCAAUGAGCGAUAUUUCAGACAAGGAAAACGGUUACAUGGAUCAUGGUGCACAACCACGCUUGUUCGGGGAGGUUGGUGUUUCUGCCAUAGGCUCCUCUGGUGUUAUUCCUGAAGAUUAUCUUCAUCUGCCCGACCAGAACAGCAUGGGUGCCACAGACAUUCUGGACUCUCACGAGGACGAAGCCUACGAUUCAGGGGACUCGGACACAAUCAAGGCAAAGACUCGGCGUGCGUAUCAACACAACACCACGUCGAUAUACCCAAACCAGUCCGCAGACCAGCUCCAAAGUCUGGUAGAAAACGUAGCUUCACAGAGUCUUGGAGGCAAUGCUUCAGUCAUUCAAGAACCGGGUGCGUCGCAACGGCUGUCCUUUUCCGUGGACCCCAAUUCGAGUAAGAGAAAGCCACCAUCGUCCGGUACAAGCGAGGAAUAUGACGAGAACACACCUCCCGGGAAGCCUAUCAUAAAGAGAUUGAAAUCGGAGGGAAGCCCUGAGGAUCCAUCCCCCGAAACGCUAGAGGAAUAUAGACUUUUGGCCCGAAUGCCGCAAGUAACAAGACUUAAUUCUGGCAGGCAAAUCGACUACCCUGUUAGUAAGAUGGUGUGGUGGCAGCAAGACAGGAGGACUUGGCAUUUGCGAUAUCCCGAAAUGACACAGCGCCAACAUGAUGCUUUCAGACAAGCGGCAAAGGAAGGGGGCGAGGAGUUUGGCCCUGGCAAGACGCCCCUCUGGGAUCUGGCAAUGAAAUACUUUGCUCCCGAGCCUAGACCAGAGGGCAGAAACGGCCAAUCUGCAAUAUCUCUACCCGUCGGACUAAGGCGAGAAGAUAGUAGGAUGGUUGACGAUACGGUGGAAUUCCCGCCAACAGCGGCGCCAAUCGAGUCGUCCUCAAUACCCGAUACCUGCCCUCCCGAUACGAAAAUCGUUGUGCCAGUUCAAGAGAGCCUAUUAACGAACAGAGCGCUUGCAUUAGUGGACACUGAUGCCUCUUCUUGUGUCCAAGGAAUCACAUUCCCAAUCACCGACUCAUUAGUGUCGUUUGGCAGAGGUCCAGAUAACACGGAGAGCUUCAAGGAAAAGCAGGAACCCCGAGUGCCAAAGUACGCCUUCAAAAUCAUGCUGUGGAAAGAUGGUUUCGAUCCGUCAAGGCAUUCUACAGCAGGAGAUCAGCCAUGGUGCAAGGAAGCGUCGCAAGAAGAUGCCCAAUAUCACUUUUGGAUAUCUACAAAGGCCACUCUGGGCCUCAAGAUCAAUGGGUACAACUUGGCAUCAUCAGACCCCAAGAACCCGAGUGGUCCGUCUCAAUACUGGGCCAAGAUUUACAACGGCGACUCUCUCAUGAUUUGGGGCGGGCAGGAUCCUAGGAACCAAACCAGACUUACAUUCAGAUGUUUCUGGGGAGGAUCCUCGACUGCACGCCCCGUAGAGAGACAACAGCUGGAGCUGGCCAGUCCCCAAGUCGCCGCGAAGCUAGACGCUGUGUGUCAGCGAACCGAGAAGCGAGUUCGGGACGCUACAGAACGAAAGCGCAAGUCUGAUGAGGCCAGUGCGGAUAUUGCGGAACGAUCGCGGCAAGUAGAUCGCGAGCGAGAACGCAGCCGUUUGUUUGAACAGCAGCGACUGGAGGCCGUUGAAUUUUGGGCCGCGAGACCAGCUCUUUCAAGGAAGAGUUCUCCUGCUAGUACCUCAACGAGGAUCUACUAG
Messenger RNA from Metarhizium brunneum ARSEF 3297, 3549 nucleotides. It is a transcript of the gene RAD53, whose product is annotated as Serine/threonine-protein kinase RAD53. Gene Ontology annotation, cellular component: nucleus. Gene Ontology annotation, molecular function: protein serine/threonine kinase activity; ATP binding; protein binding. NCBI's taxonomy places the organism in Eukaryota, Fungi, Ascomycota, Sordariomycetes, Hypocreales, Clavicipitaceae. The record is from RefSeq and is a predicted model, not a curated record. Gene Ontology annotation, biological process: mitotic DNA damage checkpoint signaling; protein phosphorylation.